Molecule: messenger RNA, 1439 nt
Organism: Rhipicephalus microplus (southern cattle tick)
Lineage: Eukaryota; Metazoa; Arthropoda; Arachnida; Ixodida; Ixodidae
Gene: Fnta
Product: farnesyl transferase alpha
Biological process (GO): protein geranylgeranylation; protein farnesylation
Cellular component (GO): CAAX-protein geranylgeranyltransferase complex; cytoplasm; protein farnesyltransferase complex
Molecular function (GO): protein farnesyltransferase activity; CAAX-protein geranylgeranyltransferase activity
Source: RefSeq, a predicted model, not a curated record
AGGCAUCUAUCUGGAGGAGGCGUUGGGUAGUGUAAUGGUGUUCUGUGCCGAAACACUGCCAGUCUAGUAACGUGGGUCGUAGCAGUCACUACCUGGGGGUUCAACAAUCGCAGCGCCAGAUUUCUCUCUGCUCUCUGGUAUUAUCAUAGUGUAGUUGUUGGUAUUACACACACAGUAUUACUACUGUGUGAAACUCUAUGGCAGAUGACAAGUGGGUGUUGUACCGGGAUCGGCCCGAAUGGAAAGACGUGACGCCUGUCUCCCAAGACGACGGUGAGCGUCCGGUGGUGCGCAUCGCAUACUCGGAGCAGUUCCUCGAUAUAUUUGACUACUUCCGCGCCGUUUUGCGCUCCAACGAGCGCAGCGAGCGGGCACUGGAGCUGGUCACGGAUGCCGCCUCGGUGAACCCGUCCAACUACACGGUGUGGCACUAUCGCCGACUCCUGCUCAAGGAUCUGGCUGUAGACCUGGCUUCCGAGCUUGGCUACAUCCACGCUGUCAUCGAGGAGAACCCCAAGAACUAUCAGGUGUGGCACCACCGUCGCGUCGUGGUCGAGUGGCUCCAGGAUGGCUCUCGGGAGAAGGCCUUCACGGAGGCCAUCCUGAACAUGGACCCCAAGAACUACCACGCCUGGCAGCACCGCCAGUGGGCCGUGGCCGAGUUUGGGCUGUGGGACCGAGAGCUGGACUUCACCACGCAGCUGCUCAGCAACGACGUGCGCAACAACUCGGCCUGGAACCAGCGCUUCUUUGUCAUCAGCCACACGGUUGGCUUCACUGAGGAAGUUGUGGAGCGGGAGUGCGCCUACUCUAUGGAGUGCAUCCGCAAGGCACCACACAACGAGAGUCCCUGGAACUACUUGCGUGGUGUGAUUGACGCGGCCGGAGGCGGUGAACGACCAGAGGUGCAGGAGUUCUGCAAGAGCCUCUACAAAGGCAACUGCCGCGUAGCGUACUUGCUGGCCUUUAUGGUGGACUCUCUGGCUCAUCGUCUGGAGAGCGAGCCAAAGCUGUUAAAGCUCGCACUAGAGCUGUGUCACACACUGGCACAAGAGCAGGACGUCAUUCGAUGCGAAUACUGGAAUUUCGUGGCGCGUGACCUCGAAGCUCAAUGCAGACGUGUAGAGUGAAAGAUUUGGUUGGUUUUAUGUUUUGGGCAACUCGUUUGUCUUGGGGAGUUACACCGACAAAAAAGUGUGUAUGGUUGAAAAUGAAAUGAGCUGUUUCCGUCAAGGCUGAACAUCGAGGAUGGCUUUCGUACUGCAAUCACGAAACACACUUGACAACACAGCCUUAGAUACUGCAAACGGUGCCAAGCACUGUGCUUAAGAAGUUACUGUCACCAUCAUUAGUGCGGUAGGAUACAUUGCAUAGAAAUAGAACACACAAUAAAAGUCUAAUACAGGUCACAAAACAGGCAAAGCUUUACGAAUGCAACA